This is a messenger RNA of Pseudomassariella vexata, 1503 nucleotides long. RefSeq lists its product as uncharacterized. The transcript has 3 exons. The record is from RefSeq and is a predicted model, not a curated record. Lineage: Eukaryota; Fungi; Ascomycota; Sordariomycetes; Amphisphaeriales; Pseudomassariaceae. Bases 1 to 1086 code for a protein of 361 amino acids.
AUGAAUUCUUUCUUCCGCAUCGCGCCCACACCCCGCGAUAGGACUGCUGCUGCUGUCCCACUGAAGCAUCGCAUCACGAAGGUGCGACACAAGUGGGCAUGGGUCGGUCUAGUGCUCAUUAUUGGAGCGGCGAUGGUGGCUAUUGUCGUUCCCAUCUGGGCCAUGGUUCGAGAGGAAAAGUCUGGCCCCGGAGGACCGGAGCUUGACGAGCCCCUGCCUGGGGGUCUGGUGGAGUUAGAUGGAAGUACUAUGAUGACUGAUCUGCGUCUGUUAGCGACCUCAGCGCCGUCGUUGAUAGGGGAGGUUGCUAGCAUAUUGCCGCUGGAUAUCGUCCCUACCGUCGUUCAGCACAAGCCAGACACGAUCACCGUCACGCUAACGAGUACCACUACUGUCCACGUCACAACUAAGGCUUCAACGACAAUAACUAUGUACCCUACGAAUACGGAUAGUCGUUCCAAAUCCUCUCAUACGAUUCCUACACACUUUACCAAGACAGCAGCCCUUUCAACGGCCACUAACGUGCUCUCUACUGAGACGGCGGCUUCUUUAAUGACCUCUGCCGUGCUCUCCGCCGAGGUGACAUCCCCUUCGGAAAGCAUCCAGCCAGCUGACGACAUGGACGUACAGAUGUACUGCCGCGCCACCAACCGCCAGCACAAUGUCUACACGCUCUGCACCCAAGGACACACCGGCAUGACCGGCAUGUUGAAGCCGAGCAGCCCAUUCGACACCUUGGACUCCGCCGGGAUCAGCUUAGGAGCCUCCAAUCCCUUCUUGAUGGCGAAGAUGGCGAUGCUAGGGAUAUGGAAUGCCGCGGCAACCAACUUACCUGCGUUUUCAGGAAGACUUCGAGAUACUUCACACCGCUCAAGUGAGAAUUGCAAAGAAGAACGCAGAUGCAACUGCUCCACCAUAGAAAAUCUAGAGAAACAGAAUCGCCAACUGAAAGACACCCUUGAGAAUGCGAGGGAGCUGAUUAAGUUGCAGUGGGAGUUAGUGUCCGAGGAGCACAAUAUCAUCACGGAGCAGAAGAUGGAUCUGGAGGACAUGGCGUGGAUAUGGUACGAAUAUUCGAAUCAGUAGCAAAUGUUGCGGACAAGAAGAGUACGCAGGGGGAGUGCGAAGCGGGGCUGAAAAGGCAGAGGUGAAGUCCAGGAGCUCUGGAGAACCAUGAAAGGGGCCAGACGAGGCUAUGACGAGGCUAUGACGUGAUCGUACAAUUGAGGAUACGUAAUAAUGGCCAGAAAAGGGUGUAGGGGGAUGGAUUGUACGUACUGUAGAGGAGUCUGGAUACGAGCGAGAACAGACAGUGAUAGCAUGAACGAGUCACUAUUCAGGAUAAGGUGGCUCACGCUCAAGAUCGAGAGGGCAUGGUCUGGUAUGAGGAAAAGGGAUUGUAUCUAUAAGAAGUUAACAUGAUGAGGAUGAUUCAUGAGUGUCAUGGAUGAGUACAUAGUUAAUUAUGGCGAGCGAAUAGUAGCCGCGAAUGAUAAUGACGAG